AUGUCUGAACGAAAAGUGCUCACCAAGUACUACCCACCAGACUUCGACCCCUCGAAGAUCACGCGUCAACGCGGUCCCAAGAAUGCCGGUCCCAAGCUGAUGACAGUCCGUCUCAUGGCCCCUUUCUCCAUGAAGUGCACCCACUGCGGCGAGUUCAUCUACAAAGGGCGCAAGUUCAACGCGCGCAAAGAGACGACGGAUGAAAAGUACUACAACAUCGCCAUAUUCCGCUUCUACAUCCGAUGCACGCGAUGCUCCGGCGAGAUCACCUUCAAGACCGACCCCAAGAACAUGGACUACGAAUGCGAGCGUGGCGCAAAGAGAAACUUCGAGCCAUGGAGGGAGGCCAAGCUAAACGAAGAGACCGAAGAAGAGCGCUUAGAUCGCAUAGAGAGAGAGGAAGCGGAGCGCGAUGCGAUGAAGGAACUCGAAUCAAAAGUCCACGAUGCGAAGACAGAGAUGGCCAUCGCAGAUGCUCUAGACGAGAUCCGGUCGAGAAACGCUAGACUGGAGAAGGCAGACCGCGAAGGCAAAGGAACCGAUGUCCCGCCCGAUGCGGCCGACGAGCGACGGAAGAAGCAAGAGGAAGAAGAUGCAGAGGCUGCACGACAAGCCUUCUCAAACCGGAGCAUGCCUGAUAUCGGCGAGGAGACAAUCGAUGAAGAUAUGUUCGAUGCACCUGUCGAAGUACCUGUGGUCACAACCUUCACCAAGAAGCCAAAGGAAAAGAAAGACUUCAGCGCCGCAUUAGGCAUCAAGAAGAAGACGCCUGCAUCGGCUCCUGCGCCCCAGACGAAAGCUGCUGCGCCACCCUCAAAACUAUCCACCAUGCUUGUAGCUGGUUACGACAGCGAUGAUGACUGA
Messenger RNA from Alternaria arborescens, 864 nucleotides. RefSeq lists its product as hypothetical. The transcript has a single exon. The record is from RefSeq and is a predicted model, not a curated record. Lineage: Eukaryota; Fungi; Ascomycota; Dothideomycetes; Pleosporales; Pleosporaceae. Gene Ontology annotation, biological process: mRNA splicing, via spliceosome. Gene Ontology annotation, cellular component: U2-type catalytic step 1 spliceosome. The coding region runs from base 1 to 864 and encodes 287 amino acids.